UCCGCCUCUUCUCUCAUUCGCUACUCGUUCGGAGAGCAAAACAAAAUAAGAAAUACAUAUAUCUCGAGGGUGAAUAGGAAAUUGUUCCUGUAACGAUUCGCGCCAAUUCCCCGCGUUAUAAUAAAAAACAAAACAUGAAAACGGGACUAAUUUGGGGAUAAGUCCCAGAAACCAUCGAAGAAUUGGUCGCGUGCCUCCACCAUUUUGUUUUUCCUCACCCGCGUGUUUUUUGUUUGUGUGCGUGCGUUGGUGUAAAGCCGUCCCCAGAAUGCCUGUAAAAAAUGCAAAACCGAACUUAAGACAGACUUUUCGCAGUUCGGAUUAGUAAACCAUGGAGCGGGCUUCAGCAGAAGAAGAGGCCUCCCACAGUGAAGCACGUCAAGAGAUAUUAGACAUCGCCAGGAAUCGCACGGGGACCCAAGUGGCAAAGUGCAUCCUUGCAUAUGAUGAGCACCAGGACCUCGCCUCGCUCAUAGUCUUGCUCGAAGAGCUCUCGAAGAAUACCGACUACUCUACGGACCUUAGGAUAUCACUGAGAUAUUAUAUAAAGGAGUUGCUGCGCCACUGUUUAAGCAACGAGGAUGUCUCUCGACGAUCAGCCAUCGUGGCCGCAGGAAGUGCCCUUCAAUACUGCGGAAAGAUCUAUGGAGACCGCGUGGAGUACAUGUACCAGGUGGUGGAGCACCAGAUCGAAGCAUUGCUUACAUCGGAGCCGCAGAAGGAGACGCCCAGCGGAAGUGAUGGACCGCAAAACAACAUCCCCAAACCGGAGGAGCCGCGUAAACGUCGCGCCAAGAAGCUCACUAAGAAGGAAGUAGAUCCGUAUUUGCUCACAGUUGAACCGCGAAAAUUUAAGACCAUGUCGGACGAAAAACGAUUUAACCUGACAGGCUUUGUGAAGUGCACGAGGAAUCGGACGAUAGAGUAUCUUUAUCAGGAUCACACACCGCCCAACCUAUGGAGACACGCCCCUAUUGUGGAUCCCCACAAUCCCUAUGACCAGGAUGAAAAGAAGCAGUAUAAGAUGUUUACGUAUCAUGUCGAACAUAGAUAUAACACCCUGCUGCCAGAUAUUCCAUUCGAGCGGCUGAGUCUAAUCAAGGAAUAUGUACACACGAACCAGGUGAACACCGGGGAGAUACUCAACGAGCACAUGACGACCAAGGAUUACCUGGACGAGUACAUUGCGCUGGAAAAUCAAAUGUUGGCCGCACGCUAUGGAGCCACCGUCAGGACGAGAAGGAGGAUGGAUGAAACUGCGAAAAGAACGCUAGAGGAGACGGAAGAUUCUGAGCUUGCCAAAAAAGUGCGACUGGACGAAAAUCAGCCUAUGGUUACGGAUGAAGCUGGACCCCUCGAUUCUAUAGACGUGGAUCAAGUGGCGAUGGCGGCAAAUGAACAAUCCCUGGUCUCAGGCGAGGCUUUAAAAAAUCAAAUAUCAGUGGAUUCUGGCCUGGGUGAAUCAAUCAAUACCAGCCAGCAAGACAGCACCAUAAAUACCACACUAGACGUCAGUCAGGUGGAGAAUUCAACAUUAGACGCGAGCCGAGUAGAGGACUCCGGCUUAAGCGAAAGUCAAGUGGAGGUUUCGUCCUUAAGCCAGGUGGAUAACUCCUUAAGCGUUAGCCAAGUAGAGAAUCCACCGCUAAGCAGUACAUUAGCCAUCAACGAAUCCAGUGUCCUGGAUAGCACGAGACUCGACUUGCCCCCUGCUAAAGAUGACUCCCUCCAGGAUAUGUCGCAAUUCGAUUUCGGAAUCGGUAUGGACGACGUCUCUGAUUGCCAGCUGCAUACAGAUCUAGAAGAUCAGCGCCAACUGUCUAAGGUAUUGGGUCUGCACGGUGAAAAUAUGGAAAUGUUAAACCAACCAAAAGAGCAAACAGAUAAAGUCAUUCAGAUGAACGCCGAGGUUGAGGUCGAUGUCUUAAGGGAAGUCUGCUAUCCUAUUACGCUGAAUAUUUUGGGUCUUCCGCAAAAAAACCUGCGCCGUAAAUGUAUUUUUAAACUGUCGUCAGAGUUCGAAUUGUUUAAGCAAGCGCGUCUGCCUAACAAGCGAGAGACGGCAGCAAAGCCGCCAACUGCUGCCAAACCUGCGAUUUUACGGACUGACAAAAAAGGCUCCCCAAACAGUGGACAAAAUACCCGGCUCCCCCGUUAUUUCUUGGGCUUUCGUCGACGUCGGCCCACACUUGAUUCUGGUUUUGAUUUUGACGAGAUGCGAGCCGAAUCAGGGCCUGUUUCAACCAUAGGAGAAGUUAAAAUUGAGGUUGAAGAUCCUACUGAAAACCUAGCGAAUAAAGCACUAAAUGAAACCACAGAAGAUAUUUUGGAAGUGACUGCGAACCCCAGAAUGGAAAGUGGAUUGGGAGAUUCAAUUGUUUCCGAAUUAAACACGACCACUGAACCCACAACAAUGAAUGAAAGUGGAGAUACCACGAAGCUCGAAGUAACUGAAAACUCCGGAGCGGAAAGUGGAUUGGAGGCUACAACAAACGCAGAUAUGGGAAGCGGAUUGGUAACGACAAUAAGCUCUGAAUUGGAACCCACCACUGACCAAAGCGCAACGGACUGUCGUGUUUUAGAUGUUACACAAUUUGACCAUUCAAUGUUAGAAGUCACUACGUUGCUAGACAAAGCUAUACUAAUUGACGAAGCACCUGCAAAGGAUUUGCAUGCUAAUACAACCGCUUUGGACAAUGAGGCACAUGAUUUAGAUGUCGAGCACUUCGAUGAGUCUACGAGAGGCGACUCUCCAAUAGGAUUUGAUUACUCCGAUAACCCCGAUUCCAGCUCUACGAUCCGAGACUGGCAUAGGCGAUUGGCUCCUGCCUUGGAGGCAGCCCAUGAACGGCAGAACUUCAACAUCAAAGACCUUGGCACUGAGAUAUUGGACGUUUGCAAGGCGAGUAAUGGAACAGCCACUUUAGCGGAUGUAAUGACAAACAAGGAUCCAAGUAUCAUGUGUCGCUACAUGCUGGCUUCACUAGUACUGACUAACCACGGUAACGUGUCUUUGAGCUUUGGAAACCGCGAUAAAAGUAAGCCCAUCGAUAUGUCACAGUUUUGUAUGCAGUUAAAGAGUACUGAGCGGAUGGAAAUCCAUCCCGAGGAUGAUGUGGGCAACAUAAACGCAUCCAAAAGCAAACCGGCGGGGAAGACUACAGAACAAAAGAAAGAUGGCGUGACCAACAAACCGGCGCCGGUAAAGACCAAACGAAAGUCUACGGAAAUGGCUUCUCCCGAGGUGUUUGCAAAAACUGUGCGUUUGAUACAGCCCAUCCCAAAGAUAUGUCAGUCCCCCGCCGAUGACGAUUCGGGGAUAUCUUCGAUGGGCUCUUCAUCGGCAUCGACAUCCCGGCUUAAGUAGUAGUAGUCUUGUGAUCCGUCUUGAAUGUGUUGAAUUGCUAUUAUAGCCAUGUAUAGAUUCGUCGCUUCUUAGUCGUAGCUUGUCCAACUUAUGUGCUCCAUAUUCGAAUUAUCUAAAUACUAUAUAAUUUUCAGGCCCAGCGAACAAUGCACUUUUCCCAGCAGUACAGCAAGAUCAAGAGGCUGCGAUAGAUUUAUCCCUUGCCAGACAUCAAAACCAUUUCCCUUUAAAAGUGUA
This is a messenger RNA of Drosophila rhopaloa, 3604 nucleotides long. RefSeq lists its product as uncharacterized. The record is from RefSeq and is a predicted model, not a curated record. Lineage: Eukaryota; Metazoa; Arthropoda; Insecta; Diptera; Drosophilidae. The coding region runs from base 332 to 3367 and encodes 1011 amino acids. Gene Ontology annotation, biological process: mitotic sister chromatid separation; meiotic chromosome condensation. The transcript has 9 exons. Gene Ontology annotation, cellular component: condensin complex; nucleus. Gene Ontology annotation, molecular function: chromatin binding.